AUGAAACUUUUUGUUGCCACCUUCGCCCUCGCUUCCGCCUUCGAAGAAGGAUCUGCUGCUUGGCGACAAUGGAAUGAUCUUGAGGAUCGACGAGCUGCUUUUGGACAAAAGCUAACUGAAAUGGACAUGGCCCGAUUCGCCGACCGAUUUGACGGCUUUGUCGCUAAGGGCGUCUCCAAAAUCCCCCUCCACAAGACCGAUGUCGAAGGCUGCGUCAACGUCUGGGGCAUUGACACCGAAGAAAGCGACGAUUUCAACCCUGAAACCGCCACUGUCUGCGAGUACGCAAGAAAGAUCGGUCGAUCGUAUUUGCGAUGGACUCAGAAAUUCUUGUGCUUGGACUCUUUUGACCGAAAAGGUGUCAGCAUCAAAAAGCGAAUCACGAAUCGAUUCAACAGAGUUAUUUCUUUCUCGAGAGCUCAGGAUUUCUGCAACGAGUAA
Molecule: messenger RNA, 441 nt
Organism: Oikopleura dioica
Lineage: Eukaryota; Metazoa; Chordata; Appendicularia; Copelata; Oikopleuridae
Source: the annotation of a GenBank genome assembly